Molecule: messenger RNA, 2053 nt
Organism: Centropristis striata (black sea bass)
Lineage: Eukaryota; Metazoa; Chordata; Actinopteri; Perciformes; Serranidae
Gene: agpat4
Product: 1-acylglycerol-3-phosphate O-acyltransferase 4 (lysophosphatidic acid acyltransferase, delta)
Exons: 9
Coding region: 235-1368 (377 amino acids)
Cellular component (GO): endomembrane system; mitochondrial outer membrane
Molecular function (GO): 1-acylglycerol-3-phosphate O-acyltransferase activity
Source: RefSeq, a predicted model, not a curated record
GGUCCAGGCGUGGCUUUCAGAUGGGUGUGGUUUCUUGUGAAGGAAGUUUUCUUUCGGCAGUAACUUGACUGGCGAGUCGGCAACACAUGCUGGUUGAAUCUUGACUGAAAUCUGCUGAAGAAGAACAAGAAGAAGAUUAACUCGAGUGGAAUGGACAUACAGUAAAGACUGUUUUUUAUGUGCCACCUUUGAAAGGUUAACGGUCUCUGGAACAGGGGAGCUGUGUGAUCAAGGAUGGGCCUCUUGCAGCUGCUGAAAUCCCAGUUCUUGAGCCACCUGAUCAUCUGCUAUGUCUUCCUGGUCAGCGGCCUCAUUAUCAACCUGCUGCAGAUCUGUACUUUACCUCUGUGGUGGGUCAGUAAGCAGCUGGCCCGCAGGCUCAACAUCAGACUGUCGUACUGCGUCAGUAGCCAGUUGGUAGCUCUCCUGGAAUGGUGGUCCGGGACUGAAUGCACGCUCUAUACAGACCCAAAGAGUUAUCAACUGUAUGGGAAGGAGAAUGGAAUUGUGGUUCUCAAUCACUGCUAUGAGAUAGACUUCCUGUGUGGCUGGACCUUCUGUGACCGGUUCGGAGUUCUUGGGAGCUCAAAGGUGUUAGCCAAAAAGGAGUUGAGUUACGUACCUAUUAUUGGCUGGAUGUGGUACUUCCUGGAGAUAGUUUUCUGCAAGAGGAAGUGGGAGGAAGACCGAAGGACGGUGGCACAGAGUCUUCAGAACCUGCAUGAUUACCCAGAAAACUUUUGGUUCUUGCUUUUCUGUGAAGGAACACGCUUCACAGCACAGAAGCACCAGGUCAGCAUGCAGGUGGCUGAGAGCAAAAAUUUACCCAAACUGAAGCAUCAUCUCCUGCCCAGGACCAAAGGAUUCUGGGUAACCGUCCAAAACCUCAGAGGAACUGCUGCAGCCGUUUAUGAUUCCACACUGAACUUUAGAAACAAUGAGAUGCCAACCUUGCUUGGAAUUCUUAACGGGAAGAAAUAUCAUGCAGAUUUAUAUGUGAGGAGAAUCCCACUGGAGUCGAUCCCAGAGGAUGAGGCAGAGUGUGCUGCUUGGCUGCACAAACUCUACCAGGAAAAGGACAGCUUUCAGGAGCACUACACACAAACGGGGCGUUUCCCUGGCCCCACGGUGAGCACCCCAAACAAACCCUGGGCCUUGAUCAACUGGCUUUUCUGGGCCUGCUUGCUCGUCUACCCGCUAGGCCUGCUAGUCGCUCAACUGAUCAGCUCUGGAUCGAUGCUGACCAUCUUGGCUUCUGUGGCUCUCUGCUCUGCAGCUUCACUGGGAGUUCGGUGGAUGAUUGGCCAGACUGAGAUCGGCAGAGGCUCCAACUAUGGGAAUAAGGAGGUUCCUCUAAAUAACAACUAAAGACUCCUGCUCAGGGCUGCUUUUUUUGCACAGUUCCUCAUCUGCAAGCUGCUGCCAGCAGCAGCAAAACAUGUAAACACCGGUCUGACAGGACUGGUCUGACAAGUGCAAACCUGCUUUAAAGCACAGUGCAGCCUCGCACAUGCACUUUGCUGCAGAAGCUUAAGAUGUAAGAACAUGAAACUUGAGCGUGGUGGGCAGCGAUUUUUGAUAAACUUAAGAUAAGAAUAUGAGGCAAGAGGCGUUGCUCCGUUGUCCUGAAAUCAAAGUGCAAUUAUUUGAUCAGUCAACAAACAUUUCUGCUGAUAAGUCAAACUGGAAUUAACCAAGCUUAAAAUGGUCUACCUCUUUGAUUGUAAUGUAAAGCACGAAUGGAAUUUUAAUGUUGGAAUUAAAUACAUUUUGCUUUUAAAAAAACAUUUGUUUAAUAUAAGUGUUGUUUGUACCUAGCAACAGGAAGAAAAGCAGAAGUGGUGUUGUGUGUCAGCGUUUGUUUUUGCCUUACUUUACUUGACAAUUCAUAAGAGAUAAAUACUAUGACUAGAAGAUUAUUUGUGAAGCAGGAGGGCUUUAAAAAUACACGCUGAAGCAAUACCUUCCUCUCAAUUCUACAUAAUUGUAGGAUAAUACCCAUGCUUCUGCAGACUGAAAUAAAAAUGAGGAAAGAAUCAUCAUCUGAGUUGCA